GCGACAUGUCAAUUCCUACAGCAGGAACUACAUUCAACGCACAUGUGUUCUGUAUAUCGUGAAUGUGUUUGAAUAAAAAAACAAGAAUCUGAGUCUGUCAACAGACCUAGCCACAAUGCUUAGUGAUGGUGAAGCUAAAGAACUGCUGUCAUUUCUCACUCUGGAGAUGAGAGCUGAUGUCAAAGGUCAGGCCACGGGAUACAUCCUGGGCCUCACAGGAAACCGGGAUGGGUGCCGGUACCUGCGGUCCAAGCCAGACUUUCUCAAAGCCUUGGUGACUCUGACCCGCGACCCUUCCAUCGCCAUUGUCAAGGACUGUUAUCAUGCCCUGAUUAACCUCUCGGCGGACGAGACUCUUCACCAGCCUUUGGUCAAAGAGACGGACUUACUGGCCAUACUGUUCCAGAACCUCCUGGACCCGGAGUAUAUGUUUGCGGAUCGGAUCUGUACUAUCCUCAGUAACCUGAGCAGACACGAGCGGACGUGUAGAGAUGUGUUCAGCGCUCUGCAGGAGCAGAAGAUCGGACUGGACAAAGUGGUGGAGAUCUUCUGCACGGAGGGAUUCAAUAAGAAAGCUUCACUUCAUUAUCUGGGACCCCUGCUGUCCAACCUCACACAGCUGCCCGAGGCACGCCACUUCAUUCUGGACAAGGACAGGUGUGUGAUUCAGAGGCUCCUGCCGUACACACAGUACGAGGAAUCGAGCACCAGGCGAGGAGGGGUGGUGGGAACGCUCAGAAAUUGCUGCUUUGACUAUACUCAUCAUGAGUGGUUGCUCAGUGAUGCGGUGGAUAUUUUACCAUACCUUAUAUUACCAUUGGCUGGACCAGAGGAGCUCUCAGAGGAAGAGAAUGAAGGUUUGCCUGUGGACUUGCAGUACCUGCCAGAGGAUAAAAAGAGAGAAGAUGAUCCUGAUAUCCGCAAGAUGCUCUUAGAAACCCUGAUGCUUCUUACAGCUACUAAAGUGGGCCGACAGAUUAUGAAGAACAAGAACGUGUAUCCCAUCAUGAGAGAGUUUCACAAAUGGGAGAAGGAUCCACAUGUGAUUUCAGCCUGUGAGAAACUCGUCCAGGUUUUGAUUGGAGACGAGCCGGAGGCGGGAAUGGAGAAUCUGAUGGAGGUGGAGAUUCCCAAAGACGUGGAGGAAAAACUGAAGGAAUUGGACACCAAAGAGCAGGAACAAAUGGAAAAGGACAAACAGGAAUCUGAGAAGCAGCUAAAUGAAUCUCCAGAGGGCCUGGAGAGAUAAACAGACAGCAAAGCCAAUAAACAAAACUUUACUUCCACAAAUAGAGACUCUGUCAAGUUGAAUGUUCAGCAUCAUUGAAUAAAAAGAUCUGCAUGAGAAUGAAUACCUGAGGAUUAUCGUGGAUAGAAAAUGUUUGAUUCUAAAUGCACCUGGUUAUGGAAGAACACAGUUCGUUUCUAUCUGGUUCAAGCUGGUUUAUGUAUUUGACUAGCAGGUGGACACCUGGUAGACUAUCUUGGGUAUGAGACCAUGUGGUAUGACCAGGUCAUACAAACUUAAAAGUGGUUUGUUGCUGGUCCAAACUGGUCUAGUUUGGGUGGUCGUCCACCUAAUCAGCACGAACCAGCUACAAACCAGCUCCAAAACAAAAAACCCACCUUAAACUAGCUCUAGCUAGAUUUUCCAGCAGGGUUAAAGACUUUGAAUGCCCAUUAGUUGUAUCCUGGAGCUCAUAAUAAAGACACUUUGUAUCACAAUCUGUAAAACUUAAAUAAAGGGAUUUUCAUACCCCAU
Messenger RNA from Sinocyclocheilus rhinocerous, 1762 nucleotides. RefSeq names its product HGH1 homolog (S. cerevisiae) (gene hgh1). Lineage: Eukaryota; Metazoa; Chordata; Actinopteri; Cypriniformes; Cyprinidae. The transcript is spliced from 7 exons. The record is from RefSeq and is a predicted model, not a curated record. Bases 116 to 1249 code for a protein of 377 amino acids.